This is a messenger RNA of Blepharisma stoltei, 219 nucleotides long. Lineage: Eukaryota; Ciliophora; Heterotrichea; Heterotrichida; Blepharismidae. The record is from the annotation of a GenBank genome assembly.
AUGAAGCUAAACUCCAGCGACAUAAAGGGGAUUAGAGAAUUGUUCAGGCUAAGGGCAGGAUGAAAUCACACAAAUGCAUGCCAGUAUAUUAGGCAUCAGGCAAAUAGCAUGGAAUGUGAGUAUUGCAGAUGACAUAAUCAGGAUGUGAAGCAUCUUAUUGAAGAUGCCCCAAAUUCAACAAUUAAAGAACUGAUUUAUUGAUCAAACUGAAAAACUUAA